AUGGGGGAAAAUGACAUGGGAAGCAAUGGCUCUCAACGGAGAGGGAGGACGAAAAGUGAAAAGGGGUGGCCGACGCAUAUGUUUUUGCGUUCACUGUUUUUGUGCCUUUUUCUAUUCUUUUUUUUUUAUUUUUAUUUUUUUUUGCAUGUAUGCGUUUUUCUUUUUUUUCUUUCUUUUUUUUUUGAAGGAAUUAAGAAGAUGUUGCAUUCAAGCAGGCACCAUUUGGCGUCUGCCGGACGUGUUUUUAUGGAUGUCGCAAUUGGCUCCUGCUCGCCCAAAAGAAUUGAAUACGAACUCUUUACUCGCAAGUGCCCUGUGGCUGUGGAAAACUUUGUGAAGCUUUGUACGGGGGAAAACGUCUUGCCGCGUGUGCCAAGCACCGCCGGCAUGGGCGACCCCUCGUUUGGGGACCAAUUUCUUCCGCAAGUCACUUACAAGAAUUCUACCUUUCAUCGUGUGCACAGGGGCUAUCUUAUUCAGGGCGGGGAUGUUGUGAGUGGCCAAGGAACAGAGCAGCUGUCUAUAUACGGCGAAACAUUUGAUGCUCCGGAUGAAGUGAGUUCAUCGGUUUUUGACCAACGCGGUCUUGUUGGCACGGCGGUGAGUGCGCCUCAUCUCAACGGCUCUCAGUUUUUUAUUCUCACGGCAAAAGAGGCUCCUCACUUAAACGGGACGUGCAUUUGUUUUGGGCGUGUUGUUAAGGGGUUUGACGCCGUUGAGGAAAUUGAGCGCGUGCCGUUGACGCCUUCUGGCUUCCCCUCGCGCAGGGUAACCAUCGUGGACUGUGGGAGGCUGUAA
Molecule: messenger RNA, 798 nt
Organism: Trypanosoma cruzi
Lineage: Eukaryota; Euglenozoa; Kinetoplastea; Trypanosomatida; Trypanosomatidae
Product: cyclophilin-like protein, putative
Exons: 1
Coding region: 1-798 (265 amino acids)
Biological process (GO): protein peptidyl-prolyl isomerization
Molecular function (GO): peptidyl-prolyl cis-trans isomerase activity
Source: RefSeq, a predicted model, not a curated record